Molecule: messenger RNA, 6983 nt
Organism: Electrophorus electricus (electric eel)
Lineage: Eukaryota; Metazoa; Chordata; Actinopteri; Gymnotiformes; Gymnotidae
Source: RefSeq, a predicted model, not a curated record
UACACUGGCACUGUGAGUCAACAUGCAUUGCUUGCACUGAGUGUGCUGUUGCCCUCUGAUGUCCCUUCCUCUUUGUUCACUUGAGAUUUUCUGUCCAUUUCCCGAGUCUGUUGCCAGUGGCUUCACUCUCACUUUCAGAGGAAGUGUCCCUGAGUGAUGAGGUUAGCUGAAUCUACAGUACUCAUUUUCAGUAUCAUCAGAAUGUCCAGUGUUGUCCAGAGCUCUCUUUGGGAACUUAUAAUGACCCAGUGUUUGUUCAGUAUUAGCAUGUAACUGCGUUUAUCAGAGUAAUGCUUAGAUUGUGCUUUGCAAGUAUACUGAAUUGGUGAUCAUGUUGCACUUUGAAUGCCUUUUAAUUUCAAUUUUCAUAACAAAGUUUCUGAACUCUUCAAUAUAGAAGGCCUAGGAGUUUUGUUUCAUACAGGAUAUAGCUCUGUGCCAUAGCCAAAAUGAACAUGCCCACGUUAAAGGAAAUUGGCUGAAAGGCUAUCGACAGUGUCUGUGUGUAUGUGUAGGUGAGGCAUGAGAAGAAUCUUUUUAGUUUUUGUUUCACUCACUGGUUAGUAUAGAUGUGUGUUUGUUUUUUCUAAGCUAUAUUCUACAAGUUACUAUAAUACAGUAUACAUAGUAUUCUGUUCACUACAUUCAACUUUCUCUUGAACAGCAUGUCAGUUUAUUUUAGUCACUUUUUUGCAUGUUUUGGUGAAAGCUUUUUUUUCCAUGUCAAAUCAAAUAUACAGUAUUUUUGCUGUCACAGUUAAUUAACAUAAUAAAACCUCUAUUGUGAAGACAUCACCGAUUGAAUGUCACAUUUGUGAUAUUGUUAACAUAACAGCACUAUAUCAGCGAAAACAUUCUCUGUUUAAGAUGCCUGCACGAGCUUGUACAUUCUUUUGGGUUCUGUCUGCCUGUAAGGUUACAUAACAUCCUGGAAUGCAGUUUCUGAUGCAUUCCUGUUCUUUGUGAUUUGUCUAGUUUUAACUUGUGUGUGUGUUUGUAAUGCAGGAAGUGCAGUGCUUGGCUAGACACACAUUUUAAGAUGUCAUGUCAUCUACUUUUACAUAUUAAAUUUAGCCUAGAUCAAAAGGAAACAGUCUAGUUCAAGCUAAACUUAAUCGAAUGGAUAUAUGACUUACUAUGAAAGUAAGGAUAACCCAGCAGUCCUGCAUCAUGAGAGAUCUUUUGCUGGCUUGGUAAACACAGCUCUAUACAGUUAAUGGGUAUUGAUCAUAUGUGAUCUGCGGUGAUUUGAUUUCAUACCAUAAGUCUGUAGUAAUUAUUGCCCUAGAUCUCAGACGUGGCAUGAGAACGGGCCAUUAAACAAAAAUGUUUACGUAGUUCGUUCCAAAGGAAAACGGCACAGUUUAAUAGAAUAAUUUUAAAACCUUGUACUUUAGAGUUUUGCUUCAGCUAAAUAGUUAUGCAGAAGUGGGUUCUUUUCUUUCUUUUUUUUUCCUUCUGAUGUGUAAAGAAGCAGCCUUUUUAAUUACACGAGAAGAUGGUUUUUCCCUAUGAGCUAAGAAGCCAGGCGUUUAAUACUCUCUGUCCUGUGUGUCUGAUGUCACAUGCACAUUUUAAAGGCGUGACCAUGUCAAAGCUUUAAAUGUACUGCUUGGCAUAUAGAUUUUCAGAACAGCAUUUAUGACUGUGAAAUACAGACUUACAAGUAUUAGAAGGAUUUGUGGUCAGUUUUGAUUAGUUAAUUUAUGAUUUUGUUUGCUGACUUGAUUGCAUCAUUGAAAUCAAUGAGGAGCUUUUUUUUAAUUUUUUAAUUUUUUUAUUUUGAGGUUUGAGCAAAUUUCUUUGCCAUCAAAGGAAAGUUCAGAAUUCUCCCCUUGUUGCCUUGCAGCCUCAAAGCAAAAAGAAUUCUGCUUCAUAUGCUCUGGAGUUCUUUCAGCAAACACAGAAAUUCUUUUGUCUACUAAUGUUACACCCAGGCUUGCUUAUGUCUCACACGCGCGCACAAAGAUGAGCCAGUGUGAGUAGGCUAGCUGUAAACCAAGGGAAAUGAUGUUGGAGAGAGUGUCUGUUGCCUUUGGCGUUAAUGCUCUUAUCUCGGGCUUUCCCGAAUGCUGUAUGGUACUGAAUAUUCCAAAUGUCAUGAGUUGGUCUGAGCUAACCUUGCCCUGCCCAUAACACAGAUUAUUUGCCUAUUCUAUUAUCAGUGGUCAGCAGACAAAAGAAUGGGCUCAUGUACUUUAGCUCCAGCCACUCAGCUUGACCUCUCCUCCUCCUGUUUGUGAUGCUGUCCAAAGCCAAGGGCCUCCAGUGUUCAUCUCACUCUUUGCAGCUCCGUGACUGGGCAAUUUCACCUCCCGUGUUUUGUUUUUUCCAGCAAGGAUCGUGUUGGGGCUGAAUCCUAGCAGAAAUCCGGCUAGAGGUGGACAAUGGUAUCCACUGAGGAUACAGAAUGUAGAAAGCAUUGGGUAUACUGUUGGGAUUAAUGGUUCUCCGCAUCAUGCUGCUGGUGGUGGGCUGGUUCCGGUUUGAGUGUGUGUGAGCUCCACUGGCCUGCUGGGAUGAACAUGCCACUGCAUCAGAUAUCUGUCAUCCCCCGGGAUGUCACUUCCUCCAGGGGGUCGGGCAGCAGUGGGAAGGCCAAGGACAAGGACCGGGACAAACAGACUGAGAAGCCACUGGGUCAUUCUGCAAGCAGAUCCAGUAAUAUUUCAAAGGCAGGGAGCCCAACUUCUGUGAACGCCCCUUGCAGUUUCUCCCGGACGUCGGUUACACCCUCGAACCAGGACAUCUGCAGCUCUCUCCUUGCUUAUGGCCCCUAUUGCUGGCCUGUGUUCCUGCCCUGGCCCAUACCUGGGGCGUGUGGUUGUAGCGUGGCCGCUCCACCCCAGGAGCGGGUGUCUCAGAAGCCAGCGCAGACCGCCGUGCUUCUGCUCGACUCAGCCAGCAAGAGCUCAGUGCUGCACAGCAUCACCAUGACAACCCUCUGUCCGGACUCGCCCACCAAGUGCAAAAAUAAAGGCACAUUUGGAGCAGAUUGGCUUUCUUUGCUGAAGUCUUCAGUGAGCCAUCGGCCCGGUGCCGGCAGGCUCAGGUUCUCCCGGUCCCUCAACGAUGUUGGCCAGAAGAUGGAGAGCCUGUGCAGUGGCGUGCACUUCAUCGACCAUACAUGCUCAGACGGUGAGUUGGGCAGGGGGGCGGAGCAACAGAGGGAGGCUCUAGACGACAAGCCGCCUCCCUCCCUCCUGGUCCACACUGCCUGCGUCUGCAGGGGUGGCCAGGGGGUGGGCCUGGACAGGUGCGGUUGCACCUCUAAGCUGCAGAGCAGUUCCAACCUGCUGUGUCUCGGCUUCCCCCUGCCACGCUCCUCCACGUCGGGGAGCCUGCAGCCGGGUGACCGAGAGGCUGGCGAGGGCUGCAGCAAGGAGGUGGGCGACGAGGAGGUGUUCGAGGACGUCCCCGCCCACUGGAGGCGGAGGGCCUUGGAGCGAGCCGCCCCGCUCUGCUCGCCAGAGGACGACGGUGAUCUGGACCGUGGCCCCUCGCCGCUGUCGGAAAAAACGGGGCCCCACUCACCGUUCUCUCUGUCGGGGGAUUGCUGCAGGAUCUGUCACUGCGAAGGUGAUGAGGACAGUCCGCUGAUCACGCCAUGCCACUGCACGGGAAGCCUGCGCUUUGUCCACCAGGCCUGCCUACAGCAGUGGAUCAAGAGCUCUGACACGCGCUGCUGUGAGCUCUGCAAGUUUGAGUUCAUCAUGGAGACAAAACUGAAGCCGCUGCGCAAGUGGGAGAAGCUGCAGAUGACGGCCAGCGAGAGGAGGAAGAUCAUGUGCUCUGUCACUUUCCAUGUCAUUGCCAUCACGUGCGUGGUCUGGUCCCUGUAUGUCCUGAUCGACCGCACCGCAGAGGAGAUCAAACAAGGAAUACUGGAGUGGCCUUUCUGGACCAAGCUUGUGGUUGUGGCCAUCGGUUUCACAGGUGGACUCGUGUUCAUGUAUGUACAAUGCAAAGUCUACAUUCAGCUGUGGAGGAGACUCAAGGCCUACAACAGAGUGAUAUACGUCCAAAACCGGCCAGAGACUUAUAAAAAGAACAUUUUUGACAAACCUGUACUUAUGGAGCCCAACCUGGAAAAUAAGGAGGUCCUUGCACAAGCCCAGUCAGACACAAACUCUUCCCAGUACACAGAGACCGAGGACUACGGCAUGGAGAUACUGCAUGUGUGAGUGGCAUGGACACAGCCCCUUCCUGUGGGACCAGAAAUUGCUCCUUCUCCAGGCCACCAGUGGCACUACAGAGCACUGGGCGGAGUGUCUAAGACAGAACUCCUUCUGUUCUUUUGGUGUUACUUUUUCUCUUUUGUUUGUCUGUUCUGUUCCUGUAAGUUGUCGGCUAACCAUUAUAAAUCGGUGUGCAUCAGAUCCAACUACUGCCAUUGUAGUAAUGCUGUUGUAGGAGGUGUGAAGGCCACCACUCGAGCUGUGUGUGCAUCCGCCCUGCCCGCGUUUGGGUGUGUGUAUGCAUCUCUUCUAAUAGGGAGUUCUUAACAAUGCAUUCAAAGCACUUUUCAGUUCCCUGUUCUGAUGCUCUUGUGUUUUACUAUUGAGGACAUUUGUUGUGUGAUGAUAUAUAUAAAAAGCUUGAACUUUUGAGAGCUUAUCUCACAUUUUAUAUGACAGCAUUUGUAUUCCCCACUCACCCUUUAGACAAGAAAAAUUGUUUGGACUUUUGAGGGACUGGACAACUUUUAGAGAUAUAAUCAUGCCAUCUUUCAGGACAAAAAGGAAAAUAUUUGUCAUAUGUGUUAAUUAGCUCUUUUUUUCAUUUAUUUUAUUCUAUGUGUAAUUUAUUCUGUGGGGGAUACUGAAUCAAAGCAAAUCAAAUUAUUCUUACCAAGGGCUAGAUUCAGAAGUCUUAGCACUAGCAGAUACAUUGACAUGUUCUAACUUGUGACUGGUCCAUAAAGAACACAUUGACCAGUCACUAGCUAUGCUACUGUUUUUGUAUAUGCUAAAAACUUUGCACAGGCUUAAGACUUUAGUAAGUCAACCCCUAAAUACACCUUCAGAGGGCUUUAUAAUGUGGACUCCUUAAUAAAAAACAUUCUUUAUUGGUGACAUCACAUUAUUCUCAGAUGGGUGAUUCCUUGUAGCAUCCCACAACCUUUCUGAAUGAAUCAUGUUUUCUAUGCUUGAAAUAAAUUUAUAUUCAGUUUUUAUUUUGAUCACUGUCCCGAAGAGUGAAAUUUUUCCUUGGGGGGGGGGGUGAGGAGAAUGUUAUUUUUGUAAUCCUAACCAAUGUUUAUUUAAAGGCUUCAGUUAGAUUUUUCAGAUUAACAUUUUGUAUUCAGAUUCAUCUGACCCAAAUUGUUGUACUGUAUGCCUUUGCAUGUGGCAUAAUUGCUUGGCAUAACAAAUUUUAUUUUUCAACUUUGUUUUAUCCUUUAUUUCUUCUGUUACUCUGUUUCCUCAUGCACCAUUAGUACAUAAUUUUAUUUCUAAAAUUCAGUAUCCUGAGGCAGUAUUGAGAACAUUGCCAGGCAAGAAUAAGGUCAUGACUUCGGUGUCAGAACUCAAAAUGAUGUUAAAUUAAUCAGAUGUGCAAAUGAACAUGUUUUGUUAACUUGUUUGCAUGAGAUCAGAAAGGGUUCCCCAUUUCCUGAGGCUUUUCAGUUCUGCUCUCGAGACGUGCUAUUUUGUAAAGAUCAUGAUAUGCCAUUCUGCCAGGGGGUAGUGUACCCUGGGAUAUUGUCCUGAAAACUCUUGACUUGACCAUGUCCACAUGAAGAAAGUGGUUUAGACAUUAUACAUCUCAUUUAUCUCAAAACAAUAUGAUGAUUGUAAGUUUUUAAACAGUGUGGGUGGGUUAACUGGAAAACAGGGUCUGAAAGUAUACUUCUGCCAUCUAGUGACACUAGUCAGAUUAUAAUUUUUUAUUUUUUUUCCCAGUUAUAAUAUACCAUGACCACACCGGCCAAAAGGAAAAGUGCAAUUACAAAUUUACUUGUAGGGCGAUUAUUGCUGUCCUCACCACAUUUUUACAUGUUUCACAAUGCUUUCUUAUUUUGCUGUAUUUACUAAGUGUCUUGGCACAUCAUGAAGAUCAUUUCCUAUUUUAUGCAAAUAACACUACAUGUUCACAGGGUUGAUAUUGCAUAGGUAGCAUCAUCAGUACUUGCAUCUAAAUGGAUUUCUUUUGUGUGGAAAAAAAUUAGGUACUGUUGCGUGGACACAACUUUACCAUCUACUGUGUUGAGCCUGGCUAACCGAAGAAUGCGGUUAUGCCCUUUACCUGCUUGCCCACGCCACUGACCUCAAUUUUUCAUAGCUGUAACCUGGUGCCCUUUUACACUUUUUUCCUAGAUUUUAUUGCACAGGUUUGAAACUAGUGUACCUAUACUUUUGAUGACCUUAGAGAUCAGUAGGAGCUGGCUCCUGUAACUCUACUGCAGCAUGGGGCCUCUGAGCAUAGGCAUAAUCAACUUCAAACUGUGAGAUUUUAGCAAGUGUUUGGACAAGGUAUGAUUUGGAAAACUUCUCUGUUGUAAAUCUGCUGUGCACUUUGCCUUGUGGGGAAUAUCCAUUUCUGUAUUGCUGCACUGCGUCGUGUUUGUCCAGUUCUGAUCUUUUUUUUUAAAGUACAGCAAUAGUACUGUUUGCCUCUCACCUCUUUGCAGUACCAUGCUUCAGGUUGCUUGCAUUUGAGUUCUGACGAUCAUUGGACUAAUCCGUCUUCAUUAACCUACGCCCAGAUGACUCAGUUGUGUUUAGGAAGCAUAUUCAAAACUGCAGUGCAUUACUACUGAAUCGACUUGAACAUGGUCGAUGCAACUGUUUUUUGUUUGUUUGUUUGCCCCUCCAUCUUAUUCCAUUUUCUUUGAAUAGUAAAUGUAAUUUUUGUAAAAAAAAAAAAAAAGAAAAAGAAAAAAGUUUUUAAUGAAAGUGUGUUUUGAUUUGUUUGAUUUUUCUGUAUUUGAGCAAAAUAUAUAGACUGAAAACAACCAAAUAAAAUGAAGUAAACCUAUA